This is a messenger RNA of Myxocyprinus asiaticus (Chinese sucker), 1328 nucleotides long. Its product is annotated as melatonin receptor type 1B-like. Bases 1 to 1053 code for a protein of 350 amino acids. Gene Ontology annotation, biological process: G protein-coupled receptor signaling pathway. Gene Ontology annotation, cellular component: membrane. NCBI's taxonomy places the organism in Eukaryota, Metazoa, Chordata, Actinopteri, Cypriniformes, Catostomidae. Gene Ontology annotation, molecular function: melatonin receptor activity. The record is from RefSeq and is a predicted model, not a curated record. The transcript is spliced from 2 exons.
AUGUCGAUGAAGGUGAACUUGAGCUGCAUCGAUAGUUUGUCCCGAGGUAACCACUGCCUCGCCGUCAGAAGCACGUCUCCCGGGGUAUCGGCUACCCUCGCCGGCUUACUCAUCUUCACCACCGUGGCUGAUAUCAUUGGAAAUCUACUUGUCAUCUUGUCCGUGUACAGAAACAAGAAACUGAGGAAUGCAGGUAAUCUCUUUGUGGUGAGUCUUUCUGUUGCUGACCUGGUGGUGGCGCUGUACCCCUAUCCUCUGGCUCUACUAGCUAUCUUCCAUAAUGGCUGGACAAUGGGUUCCCUGCACUGCCAGCUGAGCGGGUUCGUUAUGGGACUGAGUGUGAUUGGCUCAGUCUUCAACAUCACAGCUAUCGCCAUUAACCGCUACUGCUACAUUUGUCACAGUCUUCGCUACGACUGGCUCUAUUCGCGCCGGAACACCUGUCUGUACCUGCUUCUCACCUGGCUGCUAACCGCUCUGGCCACCGUUCCCAACUUCCUAGUGGGUUCCCUAAGUUAUGACCCACGUGUCUUCUCCUGCACGUUCACCCAGACAGCCAGCUCCUCCUACACUGUCUGUGUUGUGCUGAUCCACUUCCUCGUUCCACUGGGCGUGGUUUCUUUUUGCUACCUUCGCAUAUGGACAUUGGUGAUUAGGGUCAAAGGUCGUGUGCGGCCCAGUCCGAGGGUCCGAGCGGCUGACCUGAGGAAUUUCCUGAUGAUGUUUGUGGUAUUUGUUCUUUUUGCCGUAUGCUGGGCACCCCUGAACUUCAUUGGGCUUGCCGUGGCUUUGAAUCCUGCAAGAGUGGCACCAAAUGUCCCAGAGUGGCUGUUUGUUUCCAGCUACUUCAUGGCAUAUUUCAACAGCUGCCUGAAUGCUGUUGUCUACGGGUUGCUCAACCGUAACUUCAGGCAAGAAUACAAACAGAUUCUCCGUGCUCUCUGUACCCCAAGAGCGCUGUUCACUGAAAGUUCCAGAUACAAUACUGAGGCCAUAAAGAGCAAACAGUCUCCGGCAGCAACCAAUAACAAUGUGAAGGAGGCUUACCUGUAAAACAGAGUGACACACAUUCUUUUCUAGUAAAUCACUCACCACAAACAGAUCUAUCAAUGAGAUUAGCCAAUCAGGGGGCAAAAAGCACUUAUAUGAUCAACUUUGCUAUGGUCCGUCUGGGGCCUGAAUGACUAGGACAGGCUUAGAGAUAUUGGUUGUUGAAUGAACAUUUCUACACAAAUCAAUAAUCGUGGAACAGUUGUCAGUCUUUUUCUAUUAACAUUUUUAUUGAUUCUUAUGUGAAAUGUGGAGUAAACAGAACAUAUACACACAGA